This is a messenger RNA of Saccharomyces cerevisiae S288C, 1146 nucleotides long. It is a transcript of the gene RSA1, whose product is annotated as Rsa1p. The coding region runs from base 1 to 1146 and encodes 381 amino acids. The record is from RefSeq and is marked reviewed. The transcript has a single exon. Gene Ontology annotation, cellular component: nucleus. Lineage: Eukaryota; Fungi; Ascomycota; Saccharomycetes; Saccharomycetales; Saccharomycetaceae.
AUGAAUUAUAAUAACUUUGAAAAUUCGAAGGGUGAUGGACAUUCUAGGCUUCCCAAACCUACAUACUCCGGAACGCUAUCAGAUGGCUAUGAUGAAUCGAAAAUUAAAAGGCAAAAAACAGACUCUGCUUUUAAUGCAGCUUACUCACCUCAUAUGUAUCCGAACUCUCCGUAUUAUGAAGGUUCAUGGAAUACCGGUUAUACUCCUCAACUUCAUCAUGUAGCCCCUCAUAAUCAAUAUUUCCAUCCAAUACAACCGUCCACUCAGUACAAUUAUACGAGUCCUCCCAAUUAUACAGAAAAUUACAUACCGCCAGUUCAUCAGAAUAUAUCUUAUGCACCAGCGCUUAAUUUACAGAAGUGGCCAUCAUCAUAUUGUGAAAACACUCAAGCCUUAAAGAAUGAUAAAGAUUACCAAACAUCAAUUAGUUAUGAAGAUGUUGCAAUACCGACCGUAAAGGAAAUACAAUUGAUUGAGAAAAACAGAGGGAAAGAUACGUUUAUGAAUGAAAUAAGUCCAGUACCAUCAAGCAAGGAUCAAGCAUCUGCGGAGCCUACAGAAAUCCCAAGAAAGGAUCCCGAGCUGGCAAAUUCUAAUGCCGAAGAUGAUCAUAAUAACUUAGGGCUAGAAGAUGAUGAUCGUGAUGAGCAGUUAGAAUCAGAGGGGUUGGGUAAGGUGGUUUUGGUUCCUGGAACCUCCAUAGCAUUGAUUACUGAUGAAGAUGUUAAAAAGUGGAGAGAAGAAAGAAAAAAAAUGUGGCUACUGAAAAUAUCCAAUAACAAACAGAAACAUAUGCAAGAAAUGGGCAUAAAGGAAGAUGAACUGAAGAGCCAACCUAGCAUUUUCAAAGAGUCAAGGAAAGAAAAGCAAUUUAUACAGAGUAUUCAAAAUCAAGUGCAGAGAGGAAAUCCGAAGAUUGACUUGAACUUGAAAUUGAUACAGCGAGAAUUCGCAAACGAAAACUCCCAACUUUUGGACUUUAUAAGAGAAUUGGGAGAUGUAGGAUUACUUGAAUAUGAGCUAUCUCAACAAGAAAAAGAUGUACUUUUUGGGAGCUCUGAAGAUAAUAAUAAAAAUCAUUACAAACCAAAUUACAAAAACAGGAAACCUAAUCUGAGUAGAGCCAACUUUACUAGAAAUAAGUAA